This is a messenger RNA of Mangifera indica (mango), 622 nucleotides long. RefSeq names its product cysteine-rich receptor-like protein kinase 25. The record is from RefSeq and is a predicted model, not a curated record. The coding region runs from base 5 to 622 and encodes 205 amino acids. The transcript has 2 exons. Lineage: Eukaryota; Viridiplantae; Streptophyta; Magnoliopsida; Sapindales; Anacardiaceae.
UAUCAUGAGCCGAAGUCCCUCUUUGUGGAUACAUAGAACCGAUAACUUUACUGGCAGUACAGACAUAUUUGGUGAGAAAGUUAGUAGUUUGUUGACCGAGGCUACGGCUGAGGCUGUAAACACUUCUAAAAUGUUUGCAAUCAAAAGCGUUAAUUUUGAUGCUUUUGGUACACUGGAAGGUCUAGUGCAGUGCACGCCGGACCUUUCAAAACUUGAUUGCAAUACAUGUCUUAAAGAAGCUAUCUCAGAAUUGGGAUCGUUUGCACCACAUGUGGAAGCAAGAAUGACAUCUCCGAGUUGUAAUGCCCGCUACGAACUCAGGUCCUAUCUUGAAACAGAGCCACCGGCAGCUCCACCACUUCUGUCUCCACCUCCAGCUCCACCUGCAGCUCCAACUCCACCGCCACUUCUUUCCAAAGGAAGAAAAACAACAUGGAUUGCAGUAGGCGCCACAGGAUCGGCAAUUAUAGUACUACUGCUUGGCUCUUUCCUUCUGUGGAGACGACACAACAGAGAUAAAGGUAAACUUCGCAUUAAGAAAGGAUUAACUUUCUUCAUUUUAUUAAUUGAUGGUAGAAAUUCAUUCAUAGAAACUGAUGAUAUUACAAAAGUAAAUAAGUGA